AAUCACCGGGAAAAGAGAGAGUGCCAGUUCAACGAAGUCCCACCCAAAUAGACUACACCUCUUACCUCCCCUGGACGUAAAGUGGGGGUAGAUACAUCACAUAAAGGGGUUCGCCCAAGACUAUGGAUACAUUUAUUCUCUAAUUUCAUUGAAUAUAACACAUUUUGGAAACAAUGCGACCUGAAACUGGAAUAGUUAUUGCUGCCUUGUUCUGCAUGGGCUGCUGCGUGACACUGACAGCGCACAAGAAAGUGUGUCAGGGGAUCAGCAACAGGCUGACGCUGCUGGCGACUGUAGACGACCACUACAACAACCUUGUGAAGAUGUACAGCAACUGUACCGUGGUCCUGGAGAACCUAGAGCUCACCUACAUCCAGGACUACCACGACCUCUCCUUCCUCAAGUCCAUUCAGGAGGUUGGAGGAUACGUUCUGAUCGCCCUCAAUAAGGCAGCCAGCAUCCCUCUCGAAAACCUGCGUCUUAUCCGAGGACACUCCCUCUUCCUUGACAAGUAUGCCCUGACUGUAACAUCCAAUUACGAGAAGAAUCACUCCUCUGUGACCCUCAACUACACCCGGGGCCUGAGGGAGCUGAAGCUGAGUGGACUGACAGAGAUUCUCAAGGGAGGUGUGAAAAUUGCCCACAAUCCUUUGCUGUGUAAUGUGGAAACCAUCCAGUGGUGGGACAUGGUAAAUAAGGCCAUAAACCAUAGUAUGCACUUCAAACUGGAGAGCUAUGGCCGUUACUGUGACAAGUGUGAUCCGGGAUGCUACAAUGGAUCAUGCUGGACCUCAGGACUGGAGAACUGUCAAACCUUUACCAAGCUGACGUGUGCAGAGCAGUGCUCUGGAAGGUGUAGGGGUCCUAAACCCAGUGACUGCUGUAACGAACACUGUGCUGCAGGCUGCACCGGCCCUAGGCCUACAGAGUGUCUGGCUUGUAGAGACUUCCAGGAUGAUGGCACAUGUAAGGAUGCCUGCCCCCCUACCAUGCUCUACAAUCCCAACACCCACCAGUUGGCUUCCAACCCUAACGCCAAGUACACGUUCGGGGCCACUUGUGUGAAGGACUGCCCACAUAAUUAUGUGGUGACGGACCACGGGGCGUGUGUCAGAACAUGCAGCGGCAACACACACGAGGUGGAGGAGAAUGGUGUCAGGAGGUGCAAGAAGUGUGACGGAAUCUGUCCGAAAGUUUGCGAUGGACUUGGAAUGGGGCUGCUUACUAAAGUGUUGUCAAUCAACGCGUCUAACAUUGAUUCUUUCAAAAACUGCACCAAAAUCAAUGGAGCUGUUUCAAUUAUGCAGACAUCUUUGGAUGGUGAUAGGUACACAUCAACACCAAAAAUGGACCCCGCCAAACUGGAAUAUUUCAAGACUGUGAAGGAAAUUUCAGGGUUUUUGCUGAUACAAGCUUGGCCCGAGCACCUCAACUCUCUCAGUCCAUUUGAAAACCUAGAGAUUAUCAGAGGAAGGACCAAACAGUUUGGUCAGGUGAGUUUCGCUGCCCUCAACUUGGCCCAUCUGAAGUAUCUAGGCCUCCGCUCCCUGCGAGAGAUUAGCGAUGGCAAUGUUGUGGUGAAGAACAACCCCCAGCUCUGCUACACCAACGGAGACCACUGGAAGAGCCUGUUUAGAUUGGGCAAACAGUCCUCAACAGUGGGCAACAACGUCAACAUCAGCACCUGUGCCAAGCUAAACAGUACAUGUGAUGAGAUGUGCACUGACGAGGGUUGCUGGGGGCCCGGCCCCACCAUGUGUUUUACAUGCCUGUAUUACACCCGUAGGGGGCGCUGUGUACGGGCCUGUCACCUACUGGAGGGGGUGCCACGAGAGUAUGUACUGAAUAACAGGUGUCUAGAAUGUGACCCAGAGUGUAUGGUGAAUGGACCACAAAGCUGCUUUGGACCAGGCCCUGACAAAUGUUUGGCGUGCGCUCACGUCAAAGAUGGCCCCCACUGUGUAUAUCAGUGCCCACACGGCGUUCUCGGGGACGGGGAUAGGCACAUCUGGAAAUACACCGACAAGAAGCGAGAAUGUCAGCUGUGCCAUGAGAACUGCACCCAGGGAUGCUCUGGACCUGGACUGAGUGGCUGCAGCACCAGAGGUGGUCACGUUGCGUCGGUGGUGGUGGCCAGAGUGGUGGGAGGCCUCCUAGUGUUUGUGGUCCUCGCCCUGGGUGUUUUUGUGCUGCUCCGCAGACGCCACCUCGUCAGGAAGAGGACACUGCGCCGUCUGCUGCAGGAGAGAGAGUUGGUUGAACCCCUGACCCCAAGUGGAGAGGCACCCAACCAGGCCCUGCUCCGCAUUCUGAAGGAGACUGAGUUUAAGAAGAUCAAAGUGUUGGGAUCAGGGGCCUUUGGAACUGUCUUUAAGGGCAUGUGGAUUCCUGAGGGAGAAAACGUGAAGAUCCCUGUUGCCAUUAAGGUGUUGAGAGAGGCCACUUCACCAAAAGCCAACAAGGAGAUUCUAGACGAGGCCUAUGUCAUGGCUAGCGUGGAGCACCCCCAUGUGUGUCGUCUACUGGGCAUCUGCCUGACAUCCACGGUGCAGCUCAUCACCCAGAUCAUGCCCUACGGCUGUCUGCUGGACUAUGUCAAGGAGAACAAGGACAACAUCGGCUCCCAGUGCCUGCUUAACUGGUGUGUGCAAAUCGCCAAGGGUAUGAACUACCUGGAGGAGCAUCACCUGGUGCACCGUGACCUGGCGGCCAGGAACGUUCUGGUGAAGACUCCUCACCACCUCAAGAUCACCGAUUUUGGACUGGCCAAGCUGCUCACCGCAGACGAGAAGGAGUACCACGCAGAUGGGGGCAAGGUGCCCAUAAAGUGGAUGGCACUGGAGUCCAUCCUUCACUGGACCUAUACACAUCAGAGCGAUGUGUGGAGCUACGGUGUGACAGUGUGGGAGCUGAUGACGUUUGGGUCCAAGCCCUACGAUGGCAUCCCGGCCAUUGAGAUAGCUGGAGUCCUGGAGAAAGGAGAGCGCCUGCCCCAGCCCCCCAUCUGUACCAUAGAUGUCUACAUGAUCAUGGUCAAAUGCUGGAUGAUCGAUGCAGAGAGCAGACCACGGUUCAGGGAGCUCAUCUCAGAGUUCUCCAAAAUGGCCCGGGAUCCAUCUCGGUAUCUGGUCAUUCAGGGGGAUGAUCGCAUGUACCUGCCCAGUCCCACGGAACCUAUGUUCUACCGUAGCCUGAUCAGUACAUCAGAGAACAUGGAGGAUGCUGAGGAGUAUCUUCACCCCUAUAAGGAUCUCUCCACCAGACAGACCACCCAGCACCACAACUCUAGGAAUGGCCAUCCAAUGAGAGAGAACAGUGUGAUCCUUCGCUACAUCACAGAUCCCACCCACGGUGGUUCUCUAGAGAAGGACAUCACAGACCCCACCCACGGUGGUUCUCUAGAGAAAGAUUUCCCAGCUCUUCCAGAAUACCUUAACCAGAACGGGAACACCAGGCUCUCUGACGUCUUUAACCCCAGCUAUGAGGACCCCACUGAGCCAGCCUGGGCUAGUAGGCCCUCCUCUGGGUACGACCCGGACGUCAAGUUCUUCAACUUCCUGCCGUGCGUGCUGGAGAUCCCUGAGUACCACAACAUGGCCCGCAGUACCCUCCCUCGCUCCGUCUGCGAGCGCAUGGACAACCCAGACUACCAGGAGGACUUCCUGCCUCAGGCCACACCCACCAGUAGUCACUUCCUGCCUGCAGUAGAGAACCUGGAGUACCUCGGGUUGAGCGCUGCUGUACACGCCCCUGUACGCUAGGGGUUUCCUCCCACAGAACACAGGGACAGUGAGGGACUAUAGGAUCUAAAGGAACUUGGAUGGAGACAGAUGUGGGACAUCAGGGAAGGGUUUGGAGAGAUUACAGUAGUGUGGUUGUCCCUUUAUUUAUGGAGUGAAUAGGCUUUUUGCGUCGUCCUUGGAUGUAAGUCGGCCGAAACCAAGAUGGCGUCUGUCAUGAAUUGAUGCUCCUGGGAAAUGUGUACUCUAUUUCAAAUCCAUGAAGCAACCAUCCACAGGUGAGUUUGGGUGACUUUCCAAUCAGAAGAAUGAGCCAAAGCCUUGACAAUACAAUUAUGUCACGCAAGUAAUUUAUUUGUACACUGUUGUUUGUUCAGUUUGGGUCGAGUGUGUGAAACAGUUGUUUUUUUAUUUGUCUUGCCAUGAAAUGUGAAUGUGGAGUGAACUGAGUACACACUGAGAUACUGACCAUCAGUGGUGGACCUUAUGCUUACAUUGUAUUGUGGACACAGUUUAUUAGAGCUUUUCACUGUUGUACACACUUGAAUACCAAGACUCAAACGAUUUUGGGUACCGAGAGCUACUGGUAACUAAGAGGGUCAAUUCAAAGUAUUUUCAAAAAACGACACACAAAUGUACAGAUUGUGUUAGGCGUGCAUUGAUCUACACAAAAACGGUAAAUUAAUGGCGACAUAUUCAGGUCUCACUCUUUAUCUUAGAAAGAAAACUGGUCUGUAAGUCUUAACUCUUGCUAGUAUUAAUAAUUGCAAUAAGGAUGGGAAAACUGGAAGAGCAAAAAUAGACACUAUAAAAGAACUCUAUGGGUAGAGAACGAUUAAAUGAGGGUGUGGCGGUGUGCCGUAUUCUGACCUUGAAUUAAUGCCACCACCUCAAACCCCUCCCCCCAUUCAUGGUUUCCUAGCGUGUAAAGAUGGUGGAAUUAAUUAGAGUUCAGAAUACGCCGUGAAAAAAAAACUAUAUAAACACAAAUAUAUAUAUUUAUUUUACUAAGUCUGGCUUUCAACUUACUCUUGAAAGUUGUAAAAGUAGAAUGCACAAGGUGACAUUUCAAAAUUGGGUAGCAUCACUUUUCCUCUCGAGCUAUUUAUAACUAAAGUCAAAUGUCCAGAUCAACUAGACCGUGUCAGCUAAAGCUAGGUUUUUUUGUCUAAGAAAAAGCAUGAUCUGGAGUAUAUUCUGAAAAAAAUAUUUAGUGCAGAGGUGCAGACUAAGGGCGAAUAAACUGUAAGCUAUACAAAUUGAGUUUAUAUAUGAACUCCCAGUAACUUAUUGGGUAAAACAACAGGGUCACCCUGAAGAAGGCAGAGUGAUGCCGAAACGUUGGUGGUUUACCCAAUAAAUUACUGGGAGUUUAUAUAUAUAUAUAUAUAUAUAUAAUUCUUUAUUUUUAUAGCUAGGUUAUAGCUCAUAGAUUUUGUUGUAAUGUUUGAGUCACUCAAAUCACAUGAAUAUACAUUAGGCAUGACAACAUGUGUAGAAUUGCAGGAAAUAAACUUUAAACCUUACAUUUUAUUUCGGCCAACAAGAGGGGAGUGAGCAGCUUCUCGUGAACAGUGCUUGUGCCCAUAGAAAUAUACAUGUUGUGCACGCAGGGGGGGAUGCAGAUGUUCCCCAAUGCUGGAAGGGGGGCCUGAGUGAAAAAGUUUGGGAACCCCUGGUCAAGCGAACCUACUGGUCCUUUCAGAUAGAAAUAACAGUAUUAGCCAUGCAUUAUUGUUUACAACUUGAUAAGAGCUAUGUAAAUGAGUGAUCCGUUUGGAUAAGGGAAUUGUAAAUGACACUUGUUUUAGAUAAACACUACAUGACAAAAAGUAUGUGGACACCUGCUCGUCGAACAUCUAAUUUCAAAAUCAUGGGUAUUAAUAUAUUGCUGCGGGGACUUGCUUCCAUUCAGCCACGAGCAUUAGUGAGAUCGGGCACUGAUGUUGGGCGAGUAGGCCCGGCUCGCAGUCAGCCCAAAGGUGAUAGAUGGGGUUUAGGUCAGGCCAGUCAAGUUCUUCCACACUAAUCUCAACAAACCAUUUCUGUAUGGACCUCGCUUUGUGCACAGGGGCAUUGUCAUGCUGAAACAGGAAAGGGCCUUGCCCAAACUGUUGCCACAAAGUUGGAAGCACAGAAUCAUCUAGAAUGUAUGCUGUAGCGUUAAGAUUUCCCUUCACUGGAACUAAGGGGCCUAGCCCAUCACUCCUGAGAACACGUUUCCACUGCUCCAGAGUCCAAUGGCGGUGAGCUUUACACCACUCCAGGGGAUGGUUGGCAUUGUGCAUGGUGAUCUUAGGCUUGUGUGCAGGUACUCGGCCAUGGAAACCAAUUUUAUAAAGCUCCCGACAAACAGUUAUGGUGCUGACUUCAGUAAGGCCAUUCCACUGCCAAAGUUUGUCUAUGGAGAUUGCAGGGCUAUGUGCUCAAUUUUAUACACCUGUCAGCAACGGGUGUGGCUGAAAUAGCCGAAUCCACUAAUUUGAAGUGGUGUCCACAUACUUUUGUAUAUAUAGUGUAGAUAAACAUUUAGAGAUUUGAGGAUAGGAGCGUGAACAGUGUCACGUGGACUGUUAGCUCUUCUUAACAGCAGAUACGUCAGAUUAUUUGUGAAAUUUCUACUUGUCUAACAAACAAAAAAAAUGUACAAUGGAGAUUGUUUUAACAACCUGGAUUUGUCUCUAUCCUCGAGUUCAACAUCCACAUGUGAAUUAAUUUAUGAGAGUACAGUACCAAUUUAGAUGUAUUUCCCCAGAAAUCAGCAGUCUUAAGCAAUGUUAGGAAAAAGUUAGCUACUUGUACAUAAAUGAACAUUCCCUGGAAAUCCCUUCAUUGUGACUCCAUUCCUUUUGUUAAACCUAGAAUUCAUAGGGUGCGUUAACACAGGCAGCCCAAUUCUGAUAUUUUUAUGCCACUAAUUGGUCUUUUAACCAAUCACAUCAGAUAUUUUCAAAGAUCUUUUUCAGGCCUCCCGGGUGGCGCAGUGGUCUAAGGCACUGCAUCACAGUGCUAGCUGUGCCACUAGAGAUUCUGGGUUUGAUUCCAGGCUGUCGCAGCCGGCCGCAACCGCAAGACCCAUGGGGCGGAGCACAAAUGGCCCAGGGUCGUCCGGGUUAGGGGAGGGUUUGGCCGGCAGGGAUGUCAUCGUCCCAUCGCGCACUAGCAACUCCUGUGGCAGGCCGGGCGCAGUCCACGCUGAUGCGGUUGCUAGGUGUACGGUGUUUCCUCCGCCACAUUGGUGCGGCUGGCUUCCGGGUUAAGUGGACAUUGUGUCAAGAAGCAGUGCGGCUUGGUUGGGUUGUGUUUCGGAGGACACACGGCUCUCGACCUUCCCCUCUCCCGAGUCCGUAUGGGAGUUGCAGCAAUGAGACAAGACUGUAACUACCAUUUGGAUACCAUGAAAUUGGGGAAAAAAAUGCAGUUUAAAAAAAGGGAAAAUACAACUAAAAUAUAUUUUUCAGAGCUGAUUUGAUUGGUUAAAAUAUAUUUAUCAGAAUUGGGUUGCCUGUGUAAACGCAGCCUUAGUUGCUACACCAAUUUUGUUUUACUGAAAUUAAUGACAUUAAUUCUUGAAGAAUAUAACUUAUGCCUCAUAUAACUCAUGCCUCAUGAGUUUAGUUCAACUGUCGUACCACAUCAGAACCCCAAAUAAGCUUUUUACUCCAAUGUUUAUAAGCGGUAUAUAUGUAAACAAACACUGUAUAGCCUCAAAACAUGGUUGAAACUAUACUUUUAAAUAUCAUGGAUGGUCAGUCCUUGUAUCCAUUGCUCUGUCUAUGAAUUUGAGAGUGGUUACAUUUCUCCAGGCCCAUCUCUCAGCUUUUUUCUAGCCGAUAACAGAGGCGGCUCAAGCACUGUUUUUAUGAUUGUCUAUGUUAUUACAGAGGGGUUAGAAGUCAGUAAUGCAAGUAGAAAAUAGUCGGUAAAUUCAACUCACUUUAAGCAGUUGGUAAUUGUGAGACAACUGCACGCUCUCUGAGCCAACAGUGUUUGACAUGUUACCGUGACGUUCUUCCUGUGUUUGUAUACUGUAUCUACUAGUAUUUGAUGUUUAGGAAAUCAAUUUUAAUUGUGCACUUCACACAUACAAAAGUACAACAUUCCACUGUAAUGCUAUGUCCUAGACGCUACAAUGCUUAAAAUAAAGGAAUGACAUUUUAAUUUCCUAAAAAGUCAAA
This is a messenger RNA of Oncorhynchus mykiss (rainbow trout), 7918 nucleotides long. Its product is annotated as melanoma receptor tyrosine-protein kinase. The record is from RefSeq and is a predicted model, not a curated record. Gene Ontology annotation, cellular component: plasma membrane; signaling receptor complex; basal plasma membrane. NCBI's taxonomy places the organism in Eukaryota, Metazoa, Chordata, Actinopteri, Salmoniformes, Salmonidae. Gene Ontology annotation, molecular function: epidermal growth factor binding; ATP binding; epidermal growth factor receptor activity. Gene Ontology annotation, biological process: positive regulation of kinase activity; cell surface receptor protein tyrosine kinase signaling pathway; negative regulation of apoptotic process.